CGAAAAAAACGCGUCUUGUGUGAAUGUAAUCAUAACAAAUUGUGAUUUUUAUUAAUAAAUGUGUUUAAAAUUGCAAAAAAACAGUGUAAUAACAUUAUUAACAUUAAAGUGUAUAAAAUACAUAUAAAAUUGUGUAUGAAAACAAAGUGAAAAUGGCUACAAAUAUGUAUCGUGUCGGAGACUAUGUCUAUGUAGAGACAUCUCCGAAUAGUCCAUAUCUAAUACGUCGCAUUGAAGAGUUAAAUAAAAGUCAAAGUGGUAGUGUUGAAGCCAAAGUAAUGUGCUUCUACAGAAGACGAGAUCUUCCAAAUACUUUGGUUCAAUUAGCUGAUAAACAUCAACUGGCCACAGCUGAAGACUCCCCACUGGCAAUGAAGUUGAAGAAAACAUGGCUUAGAACACCAGUAGGAGAAGAACAAGCGGCACAAGCUGUUCUUGAUCCUUCGAUAGCUGCCCUAGAUGAAGAACGUACAAGUCCUGUUUCGGCUGCCGGUGAUAAAGCAACAACGGGUCAUAAUGCUUCAUCAGGAGGAACAUCAGAAAAAGGUGAACCCUUAACAGCUAAGCAGCGUUAUCAAAUCAAACAUCGUGAACUGUUUUUGUCGCGACAAGUUGAAUCUUUACCCGCCACACAAAUAAGAGGCAAAUGUUCGGUGACACUGCUUAAUGAAACGGAAUCACUGCAAAGUUAUUUAAAUAAAGACGAUACCUUUUUCUAUUGUUUGGUCUUUGAUCCCACACAAAAAACACUAUUGGCCGAUAAAGGUGAAAUCCGUGUUGGUAGUCGUUAUCAAAGUGAAAUUCCCGCUAAGCUUAAAGACAUUACCACCGAUGAACGUAAAUUAGAAGAAUUAGAAACAUUAGUAUGGACUCCAAGUCAUGUACUGACAGAUCGAAAAAUCGAUCAGUUUUUGGUUGUAUCGCGUUCCAUUGGCACAUUUGCACGAGCUUUGGAUUGUAGUAGUUCGGUUAAACAGCCUUCAUUGCAUAUGUCAGCGGCAGCAGCAAGUCGUGAUAUUACUCUGUUUCAUGCCAUGGACACAUUGCACAAACAUAAUUAUUCCAUUGAAGAGGCAAUGUGUUCUUUAGUUCCUUCCACUGGUCCAGUUUUAUGUCGCGAUGAAAUCGAAGAUUGGAGCGCUUCUGAAGCGAAUCUAUUUGAAGAAGCGUUAGAUAAAUAUGGCAAGGAUUUCAAUGAUAUACGACAAGAUUUCCUGCCUUGGAAGACUUUAAAACAAAUAAUUGAAUAUUAUUACAUGUGGAAAACGACAGAUCGUUAUGUCCAACAGAAACGUGUUAAGGCUGUGGAAGCGGAACUAAAAUUGAAACAAGUAUAUAUACCGCAGUAUAACACUGCCACUCCAAAGGGUGGUAGUAUUGCUAGUGCAGCAGCAGUUACGAAAGGUGGUGUUUACAAUGGCACAACAAACGGAGGUCCGGAUGUCUCAAAUAUGGGCAAACCCUGUGAAUCUUGCUCAAAUAUUAAAUCAUCACAAUGGUACCCUUGGAAUAGUGGCAAUCUGCUCACACGUUUGUGUCAAACGUGUUGGGAUUACUGGAGAAAGUAUGGUGGUCUUAAGAGUAAAAAUGAUGGCAGCAUCGUAGAUGAUACUAAGAAAAAAGUGGUUGCAGAAGAAGAGGAAAAAGUUAGUGAUUUCUCAAAUCGUUCGUUGCAUAAGCAAUUCUAUAGGUGUUCAAUUGUUAAUUGUGGCAAAGAAUUUAAACUAAAAACGCAUCUUGCUCGCCAUUAUGCCCAAGCUCAUGGCAUAGCAAUUAGUUCAAGUUCACCCAGACCGAUAAUGAAGACACGCACGGCAUUUUAUUUGCACACGAAUCCAAUGACGCGACUGGCGCGCAUUAUGUGCAGAAAUUUUAUAAAGCCUAAAAAAGCUGCCCGACAAAGUUCAUAUGCAAUUAAUACGCAGCUGGUUAAGCAAGAAUUUACAACUCGCAUGUCUGGUAAAUCAGCUGCAGAUAUAAAGAACAUUUUGUUGCUGAAAAAGAAGGAUCGUGGUAGUGUUACUAAAAUAGCUAAUCGUUUGGGAUCUCCGGGCAUCGGACCACAUGAGUGGUUAGUUUUGACACCAAAAGAUAAAAUGCCAAAACCAGAUGUGGUUUAUUUUCCAAAGCCACCCAAAGGCCCUGACGGCAGUCUGCUAUACGAUCGUAUACCCAAUAAAAUUAUUGACCUGGAAAAGGAUAUAACAAUUAUACCAACACCAGUCCCCUCCGUAAUGCGUAAAAGACCUCAUGAAGAAACUCAACUAAAUGGAACAGAAGUGACUAUUGUGCCGGCUGGACCCCCUACCAAGAGACCCAAUAAAGAUCCUAUGCCUUCACAUUGUCCAAGUCCCGAACAAUUCGCUGCUAUGAUGGCUGCCUCCGGUCAACCAUUAUCAAGACAUCAUCUUAAUGGAAAACCGAAAAUUGCUCAAAUGGCGCGUACAGGUAAUGGCCGCAAGCAGGUUAUUAGUUGGAUGGAUGCACCAGAUGAUGUUUACUUUAGAGCUACAAAUGCCAGCAAAAAAGCGCGUAAAUUUUUAACACCUACAGAUUUGAGAAGGGCAGCUCGCAAACCCUGGCGCAAUAUUCCUAUAGCAACAGCUGUAAAACCUCAUAUACCCAGCAGAGCUAUUAAGUCAGAGGUUGUAAUAUUAGACUGACCGUCAUCAGCGGCAUCUUUAACAUCAAACACAUCAUCGUCAUCAUCUUUGAUUGAACAACCACAAUUUAAUAAGCAUUACCGCCAACAACUUCCAACUAUUAAACAACAUCAUCAAAAACAACAACAACCAUUUCGUUACACCAUGGAUGCACUGUUGAACUAAAAUGCAAAUAAUAAGAGUUCUAAACGAUGAAAUGUGGUAAAAGAUUAAUUAUUGCUUCAUUGUUUCUUUUUUAAUUCUUGUACAUAAAGUAAUUAUUAAUUAUAACAACUUAAGGAAA
Calliphora vicina (urban bluebottle blowfly) is the source of this 2946-nucleotide messenger RNA. It is a transcript of the gene MTA1-like, whose product is annotated as metastasis associated 1-like. Gene Ontology annotation, cellular component: NuRD complex; nucleoplasm. The record is from RefSeq and is a predicted model, not a curated record. NCBI's taxonomy places the organism in Eukaryota, Metazoa, Arthropoda, Insecta, Diptera, Calliphoridae. The transcript has 13 exons. Gene Ontology annotation, biological process: negative regulation of transcription by RNA polymerase II. Gene Ontology annotation, molecular function: histone deacetylase binding; sequence-specific DNA binding; transcription coactivator activity. The coding region runs from base 153 to 2663 and encodes 836 amino acids.